CGUUGCCUAUUAAAAUAAUAAGAUUGAGUUUGUUAAGCUUGGACAUAAAAGUUUAUCUGACAACAAUGAUUGAUGGUGAAUUUGUAACGUUUGCAUUCAUCCUAUUUCUUACAUGCGAACACGUUACCGUUUCUAAGAACUUGUACCAGCCAAAGUCCUUCAAUGAAAACCUUACCAGCCGAAAUAGACGCCAGAUAUCCCAAUGCGAAACAUGGUCCAGCUGGGUUGAUAAUAAUCACCCUGUCAUUAAAGCGGAAAGUGAAGAAGAACGUUUUACCGAAAAGGACUUGGAAGCAUUUUGCCCCGCAAAUUUGGGUACUAUAACGGGGUUUCAGUGUAAAGAUGACAGAGGAGAGCCCAGGUCAAACAUCCUCAAUGAAACAUCCAAGGACGGACGCUACAGCUUCUCUUGUUAUGACUACACGAUCGGAGUCAAGUGUGUUGUUCAAAAACCGGAUGGAAAAUGUCCUGACUUUGCGAUAAAUUUAUUUUGCAACUGUACUGCUGGACCUCGAUCUCUAGCAACACCGGCAACUACUAGCACAACAACAACAACAACAACAACUUUGAAAACAAACCUGAUUUUAAAUCAAACAACAACACAUAAAGCAACACCCAUCACAAGAGCAACAACAGAAAGACCAACAACAAAAAUAACACCACCAAAAACAACGACGGGAUCAACAACAAUAACAACGACACCAAGAAAGGCAACCACUAGUACAGAAGCAACAUCCUUUUCUGCAUUUACCGCAAUCUCGUCCCUAGUGUCACUGUAUCGAAUACAUAGUUCUUCUUCAAGAGGGUCGACAUCCGAGACAUUAAAUCCACUGUGGACAACUUCGUUGGAUGGCGCAAAGUCCACAGUCAUCGCUCUGCUGACAUUUGUCCAAGGUACCAUAUCUCACAACUUGUAUCAGCCAAAGGCCUUCAAUGAAAACCGUUCCAUCCGAAAUAGACGCCAGAUGUCGAAAUGCGAAACAUGGUCCGACUGGGUUGAUAUAAAUCACCCGUUCAAUAUUGGGGACAGUGACGAAGAACAUUUUACCGAAUACGACUUGGAGUCAUUUUGCCCCGCAAAUCUGGGUUCUAUAACGGGGUUUCAGUGUAAAGAUGACAGAGGGGAGCCCAGGUCAAACAUCCUCAAUGAAACAUCCAAGGACGGACGCUACAGCUUCUCUUGUUAUGACUACACGAUCGGGGUCAAGUGUGUUGUUAAAAAAUUGGAUGGAAAAUGUCCUGACUUUGCGAUUAAUAUAUUUUGUAAUUGCACUGCUGGACCUCGGUCUCUAACAACAAAAGAAAUAACAAGAACAAGAACAACAAUAAGAACAACAACGAUAACAACAAAGAGAAUAUCAUUAAAAACACCCAAACUAACAACCACUGGUAAAAUAGCAACAACCCUUCCUACUUCUAUCGGAGUUUCGGCUUCAACGCCAUUGUAUCGAUUCCAAAGCUUUUCAAGAGGCUCGACAUCCGAGACAUUAGAUCCACCGCGGACAACAAUGACCACGGCCGUGGUCGGCUCAAAGUCCACAGGGAAUGAGCCUAAUAGAAACACCUUAGAUAUCGGCAGUUUGUCUAUAAAGUGGUGGCAGUUUUUGUUAAUACUGACUGUUAUCCUCUUUCUCGUUAGCUUGAUUACCUCUCUUUGUUUGUUCCGGAGAGCGACCGCGCUGCUGAGGGCAAGCAAAGGAGACUCAACAUUGCCUUCUGCGCAAGUCCAUCCUUUGAGUCUGAUUUAA
Mya arenaria is the source of this 1748-nucleotide messenger RNA. RefSeq names its product mucin-2-like. The record is from RefSeq and is a predicted model, not a curated record. The transcript has 6 exons. NCBI's taxonomy places the organism in Eukaryota, Metazoa, Mollusca, Bivalvia, Myida, Myidae. The coding region runs from base 66 to 1748 and encodes 560 amino acids.